CAAAAAAUCAGAGUUGCUGCUCUGCUUAAGUGCAUAACCAAGUAAUUAGCUAGCUGUUCUUCGUUCAAAAAAAUGGCAGCAGAAGCAAAAAAUGAUGAGCAGCAAGACAUUGCUCGUCGUUUGGCAAAGUUUCCCUCAACCAUAUGGGGUUGUAGCUUUGCUUCCUUUUCACUUAAAGACUCGGAGAUUGAAUCAUACACGCAACAAGUGGAAGAACUUAAAGGAAAGGUGAAGGAUAUGUUAAUGCAAUCUACUAAAGAAAUAACCCAAAACAUUGAAGUUAUCAACUUAUUAUGCCGUCUUGGGGUGUCAUAUCAUUUCGAGAGUGAGAUUGAACAACAGUUAAAUCUCAUUUUCGCUUCCCUUCCUAGUUUCCUUAACGACAAUGGCCAUCUCGACCUCUAUACUGUGGCACUUUUAUUUCGAGUUCUAAGACAACAUGGACGUAAAGUUCCUUGUGAUGUGUUUAACAAAUACAAGGACGACAAUGGAGAGUUCAAGAAAGAUAUCACCAGUGAUGUGAAAGGCCUCCUUAGCUUGUAUGAAGCUUCCGUUGUGAGUGUUCAUGGAGAAGAGAUUUUAGAUGAAGCCCUUGUUUUUACAAAGCAACACUUGGAAACACUGGCUGCACAAGUUAGCCCUCAUUUUGAACAGCACAUAAGAAAUGCUUUGCUUUGUCCUGUCCACUAUGGCAUGGAAAGAUUACAGGCUCGGCUAUAUAUAUCCUUCUACGAAGAGGACGAGUCCAGAAAUGAGAUUCUGCUCAAGUUUGCAAAGCUCGAUUUUAAUCGACUACAGUUAUUGUACAGAGAAGAGCUAGCAAUAGUAUCAAGGUGGUGGAAAGACUUGGAUCUUACAGAAAGGCUUUCUUAUGCAAGAGACAGAAUAGUAGAGGUGUAUGUAUGGGCACUUGGGUGCGUUGGAUCCCAACCUCAAUUUGCUUCGUCUCGUCUGCUAGUUGCUAAGUUUACACAGACGGCAAUGACAGUUGAUGAUACAUAUGAUGCUUAUGGUACCAUUGGCGAACUCAGACUCUUUACAGCUGCAUUUGAAAGGUGCAGUAUUGAUGCUAUUCAUGAGCUACCAGAAUACAUGCAGUAUCUUUACAAGGCUAUACUGAAACUUUUUGAAGAAACAGAGAAUGAUGCCAAUGAAGGAAGCUCUUACAAAACCUCUUAUGCCAAGGAGAUGUUCAAGGAGCUGACUAGAGCUGAUUUACAAGAGGGAGAAUGGUUCAAUAGUCUCUAUGUGCCAGCAUUUGAUGAGUACCUACAUAAUGCCUCAAUCACAACCACAGGCGAGCUACUUACAGCAGCAUUCUUACUUGGAUUGAAAGAGGCAAGCAUGAAGGAAAUCGUUUGGGUGCGUGAUGCUCCCAAAAUUGUUAGGAAUGCAAAGUUAUUUGCCCGUCUUCUCGAUGAUGUCGCCACCCACGAGGAAGAGCAAAAGAGGGGAGACUGCCCUUCAAGUGUGGAGUGCUACAUGAAUGAAUAUGGGGUCCCGAAAGAGAAGGCAUACGAAGAAAUAAAGAAAAUACUAGCAACCUCAUGGAAGGACAUAAACGAAGACUACAUGAAACAGCAUCGUGUCUCAAGGACUGUUGUCAACUAUUUCAUCAACUUUGCAAGAAUGUCAAAUUUUGUGUAUAAGGUUCGGGACGCCUACACCUACUCCACGCAUUUGAAAACUUAUGUUGCAACAUUGUUCCUCCAGCCACUGCCGGUGUAAGAGAGGGAUUGAGCUUUUACCAUAUGUAUUGGUUGCGAUUUGCCUUUGCAGUUCCCUAAUUUAGUUGUGCUGUCAGAAAGUGCUGUUAGAGAACAUUACAGACUAGCUAGCAGAUGUAUCAUUAGCGUGUUUGGGUUCAUAAAACAGUGUUUAUUUUCAAUAAUUAAUAACAACAGUUUGUGUCAUUUAAUUA
Messenger RNA from Ricinus communis (castor bean), 1921 nucleotides. Its product is annotated as probable terpene synthase 8. The record is from RefSeq and is a predicted model, not a curated record. Gene Ontology annotation, biological process: diterpenoid biosynthetic process. NCBI's taxonomy places the organism in Eukaryota, Viridiplantae, Streptophyta, Magnoliopsida, Malpighiales, Euphorbiaceae. Gene Ontology annotation, molecular function: magnesium ion binding; terpene synthase activity. The coding region runs from base 73 to 1728 and encodes 551 amino acids. The transcript is spliced from 7 exons.